AUGUACUCGUCCAAAUUCCUGUUGGCUCUGUGCCUGGCCGUCGGCAUGGUGACGGCUUUGCCUAAGGUGGGAUCCCCCGCCGAGUUGGAUGGUGAUCUCUACAACUAUAAGCGUGGCAACGCUGAGCUCGAUGGCGACCUCUACAACUACAAGAAACGGGAUGGCGCUGAGCUGGAUGGGGAUCUCUACAACUACAAGCGCGACGGAGCCGAGCUCGAUGGCGACUUGUACAAUUACAAGAAGCGGGCUGAUGCUGAGCUAGACGGGGAUCUUUACAACUACAAGCGUGACGGAGCCGAGUUGGAUGGCGACCUCUACAAUUACAAGAAACGGGCGGACGCAGAGCUGGAUGGCGACUUGUACAACUACUGA
Molecule: messenger RNA, 372 nt
Organism: Aspergillus uvarum CBS 121591
Lineage: Eukaryota; Fungi; Ascomycota; Eurotiomycetes; Eurotiales; Aspergillaceae
Exons: 2
Coding region: 1-372 (123 amino acids)
Source: RefSeq, a predicted model, not a curated record